AUGCUCUGCGUCUCUGCUCAGGCACCUUUGAUGCGUCUGCACUGCGGAGGCUGCUACGAGCUUCUAUCAGGGAUGAUCCGGGGUUGCUGGCAUAGCACUUCAACCAAUUGGGCUCAUAUAGCGUCAACCGACAAUCCCGCGGAUUCUAUAUCUCGUGGACAAUCACCUUUAGAAUUUUUAAAUAAUUCGUUAUGGUUAAAUGGACCGACGUGGCUAGCUGACAUACCUGCGCGAUGGCCUGUAAAACCUUUACCUUAUAUUGUAAUACCUGAGCAACGCCCUAGCAUUAACCUACUCGCGUCCAGGGAGGAAUUAGACCUUCAAAGAUUUUCUUCAUUUAAGACCCUUCAAAGGGUAAUAGCUUAUUGUAUACGCUUUCACCGAAACACUACAAACAAGGUUAAAAUAACGGGACAAAUCACUACCGCGGAAUUAUUGAAGGCUCAUCAGGUCAUCAUAAAGUAUUUACAGAAACGUUCCUUCGCGAAGGAAUUAGAAACACUAAGGAAAUUCAAAACAGUAAAAAAGGAUAGUGCUAUAUUUUCGCUAUCUCCCUUCAUCGAUUCAGAAGGUAUAUUACGUGUCGGUGGACGUUUACAGUAUUCAGAUUUAGAAUAUAGCCAGAAACACCCAAUACUACUGCCACGUUCUGAACAUCUAACGCAAUUGAUUAUCCGAGAACAACAUGUCGAAGCUAAACACGCAGGUAUCCUGGGUACUCUGAAUGCCGUUAGAAACAAAUAUUGGCCCAUUGAUGGCAAAAAUACCACAAGGCAUAUUGUUCGUCAAUGUAUUCAAUGUUUCAAGGCAAAACCGGGAAGCAUGCCGGAAUAUCCGAUGGGUAAUCUACCCAAGGACCGCGUGACCGCAAUAAGACCAUUCCAG
Messenger RNA from Habropoda laboriosa, 885 nucleotides. RefSeq lists its product as uncharacterized. The transcript has 2 exons. NCBI's taxonomy places the organism in Eukaryota, Metazoa, Arthropoda, Insecta, Hymenoptera, Apidae. The annotation marks the transcript as partial. The record is from RefSeq and is a predicted model, not a curated record.